Rotaria sp. Silwood1 is the source of this 861-nucleotide messenger RNA. The record is from the annotation of a GenBank genome assembly. Lineage: Eukaryota; Metazoa; Rotifera; Eurotatoria; Philodinida; Philodinidae.
AUGCCAGAAGAACCAAUUCCAUCAUAUACAAUAAAAGAUGUUUGGGCACAUAAUGUUGAAGAAGAAUUUCGUGCUAUAAGAAAAUUAAUUAUUAAAUAUCCAUAUGUUGCUAUGGAUACGGAAUUUCCUGGUAUUGUUGUUCGACCAUUAGGUGAAUUUAAAACAACAGCAGAAUAUCAAUAUCAAUGUUUAAAAUUAAAUGUUGAUUUUUUAAAAAUUAUUCAAUUAGGUUUAACAUUUAUGGAUAGUCAAGGAAAAAGUCCACCAGGUGUUUGUUCAUAUCAAUUUAAUUUUAAUUUUAAUUUAGCAAUGGAUAUGUAUGCUCAAGAUUCUAUUGAACUUUUACAAAAAUCUGGUAUACAAUUUAAAAAACAUGAAGAAGAAGGUAUUGAUCCACAUUUAUUUGCUGAAUUAUUAACAACAUCAGGUGUUGUCUUUAUGGAAAAUGUUACAUGGCUUUCAUUUCAUGCUGGUUAUGAUUUUGGUUAUUUAUUAAAAAUGCUUACAGGAAAAUUAUUACCGGAUACAGAAAGUGAAUUUUUUGAAUUAUUAAAAAUAUUUUUUCCAACUAUAUAUGAUGUUAAAUAUUUAAUGAAAAGUUGUAAAAAUUUAAAAGGUGGUCUUGAAGAAGUGGCUAAACAACUUGAAAUUGAACGUAUUGGUCCACAACAUCAAGCUGGUAGUGAUAGUUUAAUGACUGGUUUAGCUUUUUUUAAAAUGAAAGAAUUAUUUUUUGAAGAUUCAAUUGAUGAAGGAAAAUAUUCAGGACAUUUAUAUGGUCUUGGACAUUCAGCAUUUCCAGCUGGUGGAUUUGUUUAUGAAAAUGAACCUGUAAAUGUUGUUGAAAAUGAAAGUCCGUAA